AUGUUAGCCAAACAGACACAAAGAGAAACGGGGACAGCUGAGUUUCGUCUGACUAACCUACGGCAGGCGGACGCUGGAUAUUAUACUUGUGAAUACUAUCUAAAGGAGUCCCCUGAUAAAAUCUCAUCUUCCAGUGACAGUCUCUUACUAUUGGUCACAGGAUACUUGUAUAAGCCUUCCCUCCGAGUCUGCCACUCGGGCCUGAUAACCACGGGAGAAAAGGUGAACCUACAGUGUCAGAAGCCAUACAAUUUGACAGACUAUAAAAUGUUCGCUCUGCUAAAGGAGGGAACUUCAUCGCCCAUACAAUUUCAGGACUCAGAAAGCGACAUAGUGGAUUUCACCCUUCAGAAUGUGACACUCAAUGACACAGGAAGAAGGCUUAAAAUUGCAAAGAAUGGACAGCUGCCCACUGGCAAAGUGGCUGGAAUGAAGUCAGAUCUGGUUGGUCUUUUUGUUUCCCCCAGUGCCGUAUCAAAAUGUUAUACCAAGUGCACUAUCAUUCGUCUGGGAAUGUCCGCCAUGUUUGUGGUGUUUAUGGCAGUGUUCCUGGCUGAAGCCUGGAACAAUCAGAGGGUGUCACUAAGCAGACCCAGGUAA
Messenger RNA from Arvicanthis niloticus (Nile rat), 600 nucleotides. NCBI's taxonomy places the organism in Eukaryota, Metazoa, Chordata, Mammalia, Rodentia, Muridae. The record is from RefSeq and is a predicted model, not a curated record.